Pseudo-nitzschia multistriata is the source of this 2091-nucleotide messenger RNA. The record is from the annotation of a GenBank genome assembly. Lineage: Eukaryota; Bacillariophyta; Bacillariophyceae; Bacillariales; Bacillariaceae.
CCCUGGGCUGUCAUGCCAUCAGCAAUACAUUCAUUGUCGUCGUCGGCAGCAAAGAUGCGAAGGAAUCGAUGUUUUGAAUGUUUCAAGAAGACGAACAUACAGAUGACAAUGAUCAAUUUUAUUGUGCUGUCAAUUAUUUUCUGCAUCAUUAGUAGUAAAAAUGGGUCCUUUAAAAAUUUUAUUGAUGCUUUUGUUAUUCGGGAACAGAACACUGUAAUACGGCAGUGUCAAGACCAAUCGGCUGCUAUGUUUGGCAGUGAUGCAUUCAACAUUUGCCGGUCACGUAGGGGUCUCAACACUGGCAAAGGCACUGAUUUACGCAACAUACGUCCUAGGAAAGUAGUAGCAUCUCAGGGGACAAUGCUGUUUGAAAGUGUUGUCACAGACGACGACGUUGUCACAGGCAGAGAACAGAACCAAAUUUUAUCGAAAGAGCCAACCAACUCGAGUUUGCCGACGUCUUCUCAAUCGAAGGCGUCAUCCACAAGUUCUCAAAUUCAAGUGGUCAUGCCGAUGGAUGAGAAAUCAGCCGAGCCAUCUACGAACACCGCAACAACAAAUAUCUCUGGUAAAGCUAAUGACAUGACCACCCACGACAAAACGGCGUUACUAGGAAAGAUGAAAGAGAAGAGCGCCGAGAAAGACAAUGCAGACCUUCCCCAUCCUACCGCUAACGGGGGUUACUCACAUACGAAGGCAAGUCGCGCAAAAAUUUCUGCAGCAAACAAAGGCAAGACACCGUGGAACAAGGGCAAAGCAAGAUCUCCAGAGGUAAGAGCACGGAUUGCUGCUGGUGUACGGGCGAGGAAUCGCCAAGUCUUUCUUAAAAAGUUGGAGGAUAUUGGUAUGACCGAGGAAGAAUACGAAGCCAAGAAGAAAGAAGAACGAAGAAUAAAGGAAGCCGAGCGAAGAUCUCGUCGAACUGCAAACGGAGGCUAUCGACCCACCGAAGAAACAAAGAAAAAAAUUUCACGAAUUCUGAAAGAAAAGCAUGCGAAAGGAGAGGUCAAAAAACGUGCAAAACCAGAUCCGAAUAGAGUACGAAGAGGCUUCACACAUUCGGAAGAAACUCGCAAGAAAAUUUCCCAGUCUCUGAGGAAACGGUGGCAAAAUGACAAGCAAUUUCAGAAGAAAAUGAAAGAUUCAUUCACAAAUCGUGAAGAUGUUCGUAAAAAAAUAUCUGAUUCAUUGAAGAAAAAGUGGCAAGAUCCAGAAUUUCGUAACGGGAUGAUGGAUAAGAUGUCCAAGCGCAAGUCGGGAAAGGAUGCUAUGAGCUACGAUGAUAAUCACCGGAAAAAAAUUUCAGAAGCUAUGAAGCGCAAGUGGCAAGACUCAAGUUACAGAGAAAAGACCUUGACUUCCAUAAAAAAAUCUGCCCAAACCAGAAAAGUGUCUUCACCUCGAGCCAAACAAAAAUUGCCGCAUUCGAAACCAUCACCGACGAGAACAAAAUCACCGGGAAUCGAAGAGGUCAAACCCAUGAAGGCGGGUGACAUCCCGAAGCGAAAAACGACAAGAAAACGAGUGACGCGUAAGAAAACAAUUACGAAGAAAGCUGUGAAAGUCGAAGAUGGCAUCAAUGACAGUAGCGAUGGCAAUAGCAAAGUAACAGCGAUGACAGCAGUAAAGAAUGUGAGAGGCAAGCGGAGCAAAAUAAAGGGAGUGACAUCGUCUGAAAAAUCUCCCAGCGUCGUUAGUUCGAUUGGCGACAAAGGACCUAUUGCAUCAAAGGAGAAGAAGAAAACCAAGAAGAAGAAGAAGAAAGAAAAGGAUGGAAGCGUUACGCGUCUGAKGGAAGAACGACGAGAUCUCUUCGAUUUAUUGUACGGUGACGAAGACGAAAUGAAUGAUGAUGAGGAACAGAAUCUUGGGAAACUCUUAUCGGAUUCUUCAUCAGAUAAGAUGGAUAUUCUUUUCGGCGAUGAAGAUUUGGAUGCAUUCGAUCCAUAUGGUUUAGACGACUAUUGAUGAAUCUAGUUAACAGCAAAAUGUAAUGAUAAAGCAGUUGUCUAUUCAUCAUUGCAAAUCGACAUCAACUUUUUGGAUUUAUAGCUUUCAGUUUUGUCAUGCAAAUAAAUAAUUUUAAUUUUG